AGCGAACUGAGUCUGCACACUAGCACGUAAAGAUGCGGCGAGAAACUUAACGGAAUGCACUCGCGGGGGCUUCAAACGACAGAACAAUGGGCAGCCAUCUGGGAGGAAACCUUGCCCUGCUGCUCAUUCUCCAUGUCACUGCAGUGAAGAUGUGCCACCCUAGAUGUCAGUGUGAGAUUGAGAGCUUUGGAUUAUUCAGUAGUUUCAGCCUGACCAAAGUGGACUGCAGUGGCGUGGGCCCAAGCAUGGUUCCCACUGCGAUUCCUUUGGACACCUUGUCCCUGGAUCUUUCUUCUAACAGCAUCCGUUCCAUCGAAGACUCUGAGCUCUCCGGACCGGGGUACACAACCCUUUCCAGCCUCGACCUAAGCAACAACCUCAUCUCUGUUGUGAACGGCAGCAUGUUUUCCAAGUUGCACUAUCUUGAGACGCUAGAUUUGAGCCAGAACUACAUUGAGGUCCUCAUGGAGGGUUGUUUCACUGGCCUGCCUCUCGCUGAGGUGGAUCUGAGCUACAACCAGAUUCAUGAAGUUAACCUGAACGUGUUCGCCGUCAGGAACCAAGGAAGGCCUCUGAGUGUGGAUCUGUCUCAUAAUAUGUUAAGGGCUGUUACAAGGAUUCCACAUCUACAGCUUCCCAACAUACAGAGUCUUAAUUUGGCAGGAAAUCAGCUGAGUUCAGUACCAGAACUCCAGGAUGUCUCGCUUAGGUCAUUGAACCUGGCUAACAACCCCAUUUCUGUCAUUGAUAAACAGAGUUUUGCUGGUCUGAAGGAUCUAGUCCACCUCUCUCUGUCUGAGAUGCCCAAGUUACACACAAUCGAGCCUCAAAGUUUGCAGGAUCUUCAGAACCUCCAAGUGCUUGACCUGUCGCAUAACAGCAAACUGAAAUCAUUGAACCCAGACGUUUUCAGUGGCCUUAAACUGUUACAGGAGCUCAAUAUGUCAGACUCUGGAGUUGUGUCUUUACCCACAAAUAUCCUACAGCUCCUCCCAAGCAUUAGGGGGAUUGUUCUGAGGGAUAAAGUGAACUGUUGGAAGGUCCACAAACAAGAACCAUUUCAUAGACAUGCCAGACAGAGUAACACCAUGGAAGCGCUGACCUGCGAUGUGACUGGCGUUGUUCAGUGAUCUAGCAUGUCCUGAGCUGGAAAUGAAUUAAAUAUCAACAUUCUCGAGUGUAACAUGUGCCUUUCUUUUUAAAUGGUCACUUUGCAGUAUUAGGGCUUUGGUUCACUGUUAGCAUUCAGUGUAACGCUUGAUAAAACAUUGAGCUAUCUUUGUAGCUGUUCAGUUUCAAGCUUCAUGAGCAUGCUUCUCUUUAAAUAGACCUCUAAAGUCCUGUUAUCAUUCAGUAGUUGGCAUCAUGGUGAUAUUAGGAACUCCAGGUCUAAGCUGAAUCCUUUAUAUGAAUAGCCUUUUCAAAAAUUGGUUUUGUCCAGUAUAUAUUUCUCCUCUGACUGUCACUGGAUACUCUGAAUUACGAGGUCAUUAACAAGUCAGAAUAUGAAUAUUGCUACAUGCAAGCUAACAUUGCUGUGCACUGAACUGAUAAGACUGGCAACCUCACCAAAAUACCCCACACAAACCAGAAAGCUUUGUCAAGUGUGGUGGUUUUCUAGUGUUAGCUUGCUUGUAGCAUGUAUGUAGCAAUUAUUCAUGUUUAGACUGCUGAGUGAUCUUGUAAGAUUUCCACUCACACUUCUGCCCAUGCAAGUUUAAGCAUAAUGCAUCAGCUUUUAACAGUGUCAACUAUUUUCAUUACACCAGAGUUCCCAAUAUGGGCAUGAUGCUGACUACAGAAUGACUGACAACUUCAGAGGUCUGUGUGUAAUGUAGUGCUACUCCAACUUUGGCUUUUUAAAUUAUUUACCGUUUAAUUUGCUGGCUUGCUGGUUGCAGGCAAGUUCUUGAAUAUUAUCCACAAUCAAAUUACUCAUUCAAUCCAGCAUGAUACGGUAGUUUCUUCACUCUCAUUUGUACAGCAAAAAUAAGUAUUGACAUGUUGAUGUUUCCAUUUACAGUUUUUAGAGCAUUUAAUAUUACAAAAGUGCAAUAUUUGAAGCUGUAGAAUGGCACAGUUGGACUGGUUGUUUAGCAGCGAAUAAGCACUGAUCUAACGUGCUAACUGAGUUAACAGCAUGCUAAAUGUAAUACUACAAUACAGUAUGUUCUGUUGUUACACUCCUAGUAACUUGAUCCAAACCAUUUUGAACCUGUCAUGCUUUAAGCAUGUACUACAUCACAUAGCCUUGGUUUCCCAGGCAGGGAUGAAGCCUAGACCUGGCCUGCAUUUUCCUUUCAAUAGAGAAUCUCCAUUCCAGCACUAAGCUUAAUUCCUGUUUGGGGAAACUGGCCCAUUAAAAGUAAACUUUGGCCAAAAUGAUAAAUGUAACCAUUGCCACGUGUCGUAAACAUGCCUUCUCUCCUCCUACAGCGGAGACUGUAGACUCUAGAGUGAGAUAUUUUGGUUUAAAAACUAGGAAAGACUUUUAUAUCGAAAUUGCCCUGUGAAAGAAUCCAAUUUUUUAUUAUAGAAUACAUUAUCAACAAUUUUUGUGUCUGAAUGAGUUUUAAAUGGAGAAACUUUAGCCUAAUAACACAGAGCCUGUGAACUACCUGUAGAUGCGUUCACCAAUCAGAGGCAGCAAAAACCCCAUGUUCUGUAUAUGUGACAUCACAACCAUCACAACUAGUUUGAUGCACUCAACAUUUAAGCUUCCUUCCAGAAAAAGAAACUGUUCUGCUCUUUUUGGCCAAAAAACAGACCUGCAAAUUAAUUUAUAGAAAAUGCAUUUAAAUCACAAUCACAAUACUGGCCAAACAAAUCGUAAUUGGAUAUUUUUCCAAAAUCGUUCAGACCUACUAGGAAAACUCUCUAGAAGGAGGACCUUGAAAAGUGGAUGCAUGACGGUGGACUAUUUGAAAUAAUGUUUUGGUUGGUUUGUUUAGUAUUCCAACAGCUGGCCAAUGCAGAAGGAAGCCAGAUAUCAACUCUGCAUAUAUUGGCCUCUACAUGAGUGGAUUAUUAUCACUGUGGGGGGAUUCCCAAUGCCAUCGCACUGGGAAUCAAAUAUUUAAGUGAUGCAUUCUGGAUAUUGUAGUGAGAGGACAUUGAUGAUGAAAACACAAAGUAUACAAAAUCACAAAUUCUGUUGGCUGAAGAGGCCGACAGAUGCAGUGCUGUGCCAUAGAAUAUUACAUAACCAGGACAAAAUAUUAAAGGCUAGUUUUAGGCCCCUAAAACUGAGGAUUUGUGAGCAUAUUUGCCUUUUGUCUUAUUUUCCUUAAUCCAGGAAUUUUGACCUUACAUUUAACCUGCAUUCAAGUAUGAAACUAUGCAACUGUGCUAGUAUUUUAAUAUGUGCAAUGUUCGAAUGUGUUUCAGAACAGAUGUAAAUAGUUUGCGUGUUAAUAAUUCCGACUAAGGCUCUUCUGCAGGCAGAAAUUGCUGUUUUUAUGAUGAAAAGUGCUAUGUUUGAUAGUAUUUGUACAUGUAUUUCUAUGUGGUUACUAAAACACAACGCUAAAACAUGAAUCAAU
Messenger RNA from Colossoma macropomum (tambaqui), 3542 nucleotides. RefSeq names its product tsukushin-like. The record is from RefSeq and is a predicted model, not a curated record. Bases 87 to 1130 code for a protein of 347 amino acids. The transcript has 2 exons. Lineage: Eukaryota; Metazoa; Chordata; Actinopteri; Characiformes; Serrasalmidae. Gene Ontology annotation, molecular function: protein binding.